This is a messenger RNA of Lagopus muta (rock ptarmigan), 2803 nucleotides long. RefSeq lists its product as uncharacterized. Lineage: Eukaryota; Metazoa; Chordata; Aves; Galliformes; Phasianidae. The record is from RefSeq and is a predicted model, not a curated record. The transcript is spliced from 3 exons. Bases 1335 to 1985 code for a protein of 216 amino acids.
CCCCCCCGGCUCGAAGGCAGAGGAGCAAAAACUAAUUAAGGCUACAAAGGAAACUCGGCGCUCGGCAAGGUUGAAAACCUCCAUUCCAGAGCAGGGGCUGAGCCGCUUAAUUAGCGCUUUUGUCUGCGGCCGAAUUCAACAUGUAGGGAACGAUUUACAUCAAGGGGACGCUCCCUUUGCUGUCGGAGCUCCUCGCAGCCUGCCCGGGGAGAGCUGAGCUGUAAGAAGGAGAACGAAGGAGGGGGGAAAAAGGGACGGGAAUGAAAGGGAAGCGUUCGGCACGUCUCACGGACCGCGUUGAGGAGGAAGGGAAGAUGCUGCAUGCUCGAAGCACCGCAUUGCAGAGGAGAAGGUGUUUUCAUUCAGUGCAUCAUCCGUGGAUUCUCAUCCCCCCUCCAGCGAAAUGUGGCCCCUGAGAUGUGCAGGGGGCUCGAGGGGGGGGUGAAUGGGACGGGUUUACGUGAAGGCGGCGCCGCUCGUGUGGUCACAGAGGGGAUGGAUACACGCGGCCAAUGCCACCCCCGAUGGGACAGUGUGUGGGGUGGGAGCAGGACGAAGCCGCCCCGCAUCGGGCCGUUAUCUGCCCUUAACCCUCGCCCGUACGCAGCCUCAUCCCGCAGCAUCCCACCCCCCCUCUCCUCUGUCAACGAAAUGGGGGAAGAAUGAGCGAUUUCAGCCCCAGCGCUCUCGCGGCCCCGCGCGGCUCCGCCCGGGAGGUGGCAGCACGGGAUCGCGUUCAGUGUCACCCGGCCGGACACCCCCUUGCACCCUUUGGUGCUGUGGAUGAAUCCCAAAUUCGUGGUGAGGGCACGAGUUUCAUUUCCGAGCGGGUCAGGGGCGGCAGAAGGCUCGGGAGGUGAUGGGGUGGGUGUUGGAGUUUGUGUGCAUAGGGGAGCAAAACAGUUCUGUGCAAUGCCUCUGAGCCCAAAUGUAACUCAUUCACGCUGUGGGGCACAGCACUGAGAUCCCUUUUCCAGGUGGAUUUGAUGGGAUGGGGUUGGGAUGACCACUCCCAACCCAUGAGCACCAUCACCCCCGGGUUCCCAGCAUCUCUACAGUUUGAUGGGCUCAGCAUGGCACAACACGUCAUCCUUCCCCCCACCAACCGUCCCCCCUGAGCAGGCCCCAGUCCUGGCACAUCCUGACAGAGCAGCUGUCACUUCCUCACUGAUGCCCAUCCCACUGCCCCCCAUCACCACUUCCUCACCCAAAAGCUCACCCACGUCCUUCCCUAAACACACUGAGCAAUUCGCCUCCUCCUUCCCCAGUCCUGGCUGCAGCACCACCGCGCUCAGCCCCACAGAUUGGGGGUCUGCAGGAAAGGACCCCCAGGCAUGGUCAGAGUUGGGGCCGUACUGUUCAGCUGCGUGCUGCUGGCAAUGGCUGCGGGUCUGCAGUGCUGCCAUGCCCUCGAGGUGCUGAGAGGGAUGCGGGGAAAGCCGCUGUCCUUCCCGGCGUUGCGCCCCUUGGCUGAGGACAUCGUGAGGAUCAUCUGGAUUUCUGAAACCCACAGCACGCACAUCGCCGAAGCCAAGCCUGGGGUGAAGCAAUUUGCAGUGGAUUUCCUGCCUGACUUCCAAGGCCGGCUACGAAUCCAUCCCCAGUUGCUGUCGCUGGAGAUCAUGGAGCUGCGCAGCACAGAUGCAGGCCAGUACUCUGCAGGGGUAGACAUCGCCUCCAAACCCAGCAGCCCCAGGAAGUUUACCUACCGUGUGUUGGUUCUCGAUGACCCCCCUGUGACAACUGACGGUGACACAGGAGGACACAGCAGGAGCACAGCUGGACCAGGAAUGAGCUCUGAGCCGCAUGCUGGGGAGGGGACCACACCAGGCCCGGGCAAGGGGCAGCUCCUGGAUGCUGGGGGGUCUCCAGGGCCAUGUGGGGCACAGGGUGGGUACUGCACACUCAGGGGGUAUCUGGUGGCUGCUGUGUUUGGCCCACUGGUGGUGUUACUGGUGGCUGUGCACGUGGUGACCAGGCGUUGAGACUGGGGGAUGAGUAGGACCCACACUGGGCUCCAGAGGGACAAAAGCGAGGUCUAAACCCACCCAGCACAACUCCACUGUUCUCCCAGGAUCACCAGAUUUACCCAGACAGGAAAAGCCACAUUCACCCCAGUGAUGCCCUAUAAAGGCAUAAGAUGCAUUUUGUCAUCUCUUGCACAAGCCCCAAACCCGGUGACACUGCUUCCUCCCAGCGGCCACACAAACCCCACUGCGUCCCAGCACUCCCAGUCUGGGAUCUCCUCCUUUAUGGGGUCAGCAUCGGAUUCGUACCCGCAGCCCCGAAUUCGGUGCGAGGUAACAAUUCAGCAUCUCAUCCAACCUUCCACAGUUUAUAAGAAGUGAAUUAUUUACCGGUGACCCCAACUAAAACGCCACGCGGCAUGAAUUAUGGACGGGCAGAUCUGUCAAAAAGUUCUCAUAUAUAAGUGAUCCGGUGCCAUCUUCGUGUUCCCAGAAAAUUACUCAUUCAAUCUCCUGUCUAAACGCUCUCCUGGGAAACCUCCUCACGCCUGCUCUGCUGCUUUAUGAAUUGGGAGUGGGAAGGUAAAGAUCAAUGGGGAGGGAGAGCCCCCUGGGACCCCCCCCUACAUCCAUGUCAUGUUUAGAGCCUGUGGUGUAGGGUGGGGGAAACCGCAGGGGUCACUUCUUGGGGAGCUGGGGAUCACAGAGCAGCACGGAUCCUGCCCUUCCUUAUGCAUCUCUUCCACUUAUUGGGGUCAUAUCCCCUCCAGCACUACCAAAGGGCCCCUCCAGAUCAUCAUCACCACUCCACAGCAACUCCCUGGCGCAGAGGGAAA